CCCAAGAAAUCAGAGAGACGACAAAGUGAAACGACCUCGCACAACGCGCGUUUUAAAAAAAGAGAGAAAAACACACGCAAUCAAUAGCGUUGCAACGCUCCUUACAAGGCGAAAAAUAAGAAAAACAAAAAAAAAAAACAACUUCCAACAUGGAUGUUUGGGGAUUCUGCGUUAGCGAUACUACGAUGGCAUAUGGCGGUUCGAUGCGCAACGGAUAUUACCGGGACUACGAGCAGUUUCCCUACGGAACCCUCGAAUCCACCACAUCCCCUCAUGCGGUCAAGGAUUGCUACAGUCGAGUGCAAGAGAAAUGCAAGCAGAUAAAAACCGAGAAGCAGUUGAGGAAGGAUUGUCCUUUCUGCAAGGAACACAAGAAGCGGCCGCUCAUCAACUACAUGCGCAAGAGGGAGCAGCGCAAGCACCAUGACAGCAUCUGCGAGGACGAGGAGGAGAUGCACGACCAUGAGCUGGAGCACGCCCACAAUCACAGCCACGAGGUGGUGUCCUCCGUCCUUGCCGCCCCCCAGAGCUGCAAGGUGUGAGAGGGAGCGGGACGACGCUACUGCAGACGAUUCCCACAGACAUUCGCGAAAUGCCAUAUAUAUUAAUAUACAACCAGAAGAAAGGAAAGAAAAACAAAACUUGAAAAGAGGAAAAAACCUGAAGUUACAACAAAAACAAAGAAAAAUCAGAGGAGAAAAGAGAAAAAAGCUGUUAAAGACGAAGAUUGCCCCUUUUUUUGAAUGGUUGCCCCAGCAUUUCCGCAUCGCGAAUACACUACCAUUUACAAGAGAAAGAACAACUUGAUACCAAUUUACAACUCCCUUUACCAAUUAUCUACUACAACUUCGUUUUUACGCCAACUUCGCAGUUAUGUACAACUAUAUAAACAAUAAUUUGUUUACCGACAAACAAACAGCGCACGAUGAUAGAAAUCAAAUAACGAAAACCUGCCCCGCUUGACCAACGCAUUUUUUUGACCUUAGGCAAUCGAGAACACCAUGAAAAAUAGACAAAAACAAAAAAAAAACAAGGGAAGCAAAAUUAGCAGAAAAACUGAAUUUUCUAUUUUGCGUACGAGAGACUGAGUAAACUGCAGUAGAAAAUUGUUAAAGCUAAAAUUGUGUUUUUUUCGUUCUUUUUUUCGACCUAAUUGGAUCAGUUACAGGUAUACCAUAUUAACAAAACAUAAUAUAAACUAUAACCACAGAAAAUGCUUCAUUGGCGAAAAUUAAGGUUUAUAAUUAUUAUUUUUUUCGAUAUAUGUGUAGCUACGUAUAUACUUUGGACCCCGAUUUUUAUUGUAUCCUUGUCUAUAUUAGACAUUCCCCAUAUAUUUAUUGUAAUACCAACUGAUUAUUGCACAGUCCGAGCAAGUGUCAAAAGUAAUCGUAAUAUUGAUAUAAAUGUAAAAGUUGAACAUGUUUUAAAAGUUUAUGCCAAGUUAAAUUUUGUUAACGCAACUUAUAAUUACAGAAAACCCGAAAAUAUUAUUAGGUUAUUUGGUGUUCAAGCUUAACUGUCCAAAAAGAAAGACGGAAAUAAUAUAAAAACGAUUUAACAUUUGCAUUAGUUAUUUAAGAAAUUGAUCAAAAAUGUAUUGAUUUGUGAAGAAAUUUGCUUGCAGGUAUCGAGAAAAUUUUCAAUUUAUACAAUGUUAUAUAUCAUAUAUAUUAUAUAUUAAUGUUUAAUUUAAAUUAUAUAAAAAUCAAUAAAACUACAAAUUAUAAAAAAUAUAA
Molecule: messenger RNA, 1739 nt
Organism: Drosophila gunungcola (fruit fly)
Lineage: Eukaryota; Metazoa; Arthropoda; Insecta; Diptera; Drosophilidae
Gene: fok
Exons: 2
Coding region: 150-542 (130 amino acids)
Source: RefSeq, a predicted model, not a curated record